Messenger RNA from Xyrauchen texanus (razorback sucker), 4609 nucleotides. RefSeq names its product colony stimulating factor 3 receptor (granulocyte) (gene csf3r). Gene Ontology annotation, molecular function: cytokine receptor activity; protein binding. Gene Ontology annotation, biological process: cytokine-mediated signaling pathway. Lineage: Eukaryota; Metazoa; Chordata; Actinopteri; Cypriniformes; Catostomidae. Bases 184 to 2661 code for a protein of 825 amino acids. Gene Ontology annotation, cellular component: external side of plasma membrane. The record is from RefSeq and is a predicted model, not a curated record. The transcript is spliced from 16 exons.
UGGAGAGAAGACAGACAGCACAGAGUGAGUGAUUCAUAGAAAUCUAUACUCUGAACGGCCACUAUAUUUUUUAAAAACACUUCAACUAUACACUGGACAUCGCUGUGCAGGAACUACAAAGAAGUGUAAAUGUAACUUCAACCUACUGCAGAUGCUUCUUAAACACUUUAAACUGUUGUAACCAUGGCUUCAGUCUGGCUUGUAUUGGUUGUCCCAUGGAUACAUAUGUUUGCCUUGAUUAAAGAGGUUGAAGUGACAUCAUGUGCUAAGGUACACACCCUGGCAUCAGAGCUGCCUGUAGGCUCGCCCAUAUCAGUAUCCUGCAGCAUUAAAGAUGGCUGCCCACUCACCAAACAUACAGACAAGUGGCACGUGGAGUGGAAACUUAACCAACAUUUCCUCCCUAGAAAUCUUUCUUACCAGGAGAGUAAUGGAACACAUGGUGUACGCAUCCCCAGCUAUAUGGACACAAGCGCAGACAUCGCUUGCUGUGUUUGUGGAGAAAAGAGUUGCCAGAUAGUCGGAGGAGUGAGUGUCAACUUGGGAUAUCCUCCGGCUGUCCCUCAGAAUCUGAGCUGUGUGCUGAAUGUAUCAAAAUCAAUCAGAAUGCUGUGUCAAUGGGAUCCUGGCCAGGAAGCAGCAAACAUUCUUAUAAGAUAUACUCUUCAUAGCAGCAUAAAACGGAGCAUCCCAGAAUCUGUCUUUCAAUAUGUGCUCCCUCCUGGUGUGCACUCUCAUUGGAUUCAACGGAGUGACAUUAGUUUGACAUCUGAGAUGGAGUUUCAUGUGACGGCAGUCAGUGCUUUAGGAAAUAGCACUUCGGCACGUCUGCUGUUACACCCUUUGAAAUCAGCAAAGUUUAACCCUCCUGAGAUUCAAAGGGUUGAAGCACACACGUUUGGGUGUUUGAAGUACAGCUGGUUUUUCGAACAGCCUCAGCAGUGGCUGAAGAUGACCUUCAGUGUAGAGCUGAGACUGAAAACAGUGGAGAACCAGCUUGACAAAGAGCUGGUUUUCCACAGCAACACAUCAACAGUGGACAAAAUCCAAGUGUGUGGACUACUCCAUGGUACAAAUUACAGCACCAAAAUGCGAGUGAGGUAUUCCAGCGGUCCAUGGAGUGAAUGGAGUGAGUGGACAGCAAACACCACACGUAUAAAGGCACCGACAGGUCAUCUGCACACAUGGCUUAAAAUACAGGAUAACAAUGAAACCGCACAGCUGUACUGGAAGCCGUCACCUCUGUUUCGUGCCAAUGGCUGGAAUAUUUCAUACGUUGUCGAAUCACAGGGACCGAUGAAGACAUUGUGUGUUACGCAAGAAAGCUUCUGCUCUUUCAUCCUCAUCAAGAGGUUUAGAAAGAUCUACCUGAGAGCAACUAAUGCAGCAGGGAGUUCCAAUCACACCGAAGUGUCAGUGUAUCAGACGAAAGGACUGGACGCUGUGUCUACUUUCAGUGUGCGUCCACAUUCUGAGACAUCUCUGCUGAUCACGUGGGAGCGUCUGGUGUCUUCCCUGGUCACGGGGUACGUGCUGGAGUGGAGAUCUCUGAUCGAGAAAGAUGCAGCUCUCCUGUCAUUUGCACUGAUGGACAAAAACAACUUGAGUACUGUAGUAACAGGUAUUAAGCCUUACAUGCCCUAUGAGAUUUCUAUUUAUCCCAAAUAUGUGGCCGGGAUUGGACCCCCUCUAUCUGUGACAGCAUACAGCAGUGAGAAAGCACCCUCCAUGGCUCCAGAGUUGAAGAAUUGGGAAUUCCAUCAUUCACAAGUGAAACUAAACUGGGAUGAAAUCCCCCUCGAGCAAAGAAAUGGGAUCAUUCAAAGAUAUACCGUUUACUUUUGGGAUGACAGAGGAAAUGUUCAAGUUGAAGAGACAAAUCAGACACAUGUUUGGAUGAAUGUUAAGCCAAAGUCCACAUAUAAAGGCAUUGUAGCGGUUCAUACGAUGGGUGGGAGUUUUAACGGAUCUGUCACUAUCCUGAAACAUGAAAAUAUUGAUGGCAUUGAAAUGGUGUUCAUUGUAAUUCCUGCAUGCAUUGUCUUAUCAUUUCUCAUGAUCAUUACUGGGUUUACCUGUUUUAGUAAAAAUGAUCGGUUGAAGAUGUGUGUGUGGCCCAUAAUUCCCGAUCCAGCAAACAGCAGUAUUAAGAGAUGGACGUCCACUGAAUCAUUGCAGGGCAUGCCCCCCUUUAAAGAAGACAAGGACCCUGUGCUGGUGUAUCUGUCCCACUAUAGUCUUCUGGAUCUCUCUGACAAAGAGCAGUGCAAGAGUGAUUAUGUUAAGGAGAACCUGUGGUCACAUGACAGCGGCAGCCAUGUUGUGGGUCACGACUCAUUGCAGGCCUUCAGCAGUUACAACUCAGAGCAGAACAGGGACUCUAUCCCUUACGCCACUGUUGUGUUCGGGGGUCCAUAUCAAAGCCAGCCGGCCCCUCCUCCGGUCUACCUGCGCUCUGAGUCCACACAGCCCCUCUUAGGGGUGGAAGACCCUGGUAGUCCCCCACCCUAUGAGAAUAUGCCAUGCAGAGGGAGAAUUUCUGAAGUAAACCACUUCACUACAGUCGCCCAGGAUUCCACUGAAAACGAGGAGAAUGAAGCAAUUUUGAAAGAUUUUCCGAUGCUCAGAUCCUUGGAGUUUAGGGUUACUGACCACAUCUGAACUCAAAGUCAAUAAAUGCCUGUGCUUCUUCAAUGAUAAGAUGUAAAGUGUGGAACUUCUUUGGUCGUAUUUUGAAAGGAAUAUGGAAAGAAACAUACAAUACUUAAAAGCUUUGAAUGCCAUUGCAAUAGAUAACAAAAUGUCAAAGUGGCAUUUAUUUUAGGGAAUAAAACUCAUGAAAAAAGUUUGUUGGGUUUGAAAUUAUGACAUUAUAUUCAUAGUGUUCAAAAUGAAAUCGAAACGAAAGUAAUGUGAAAUAUGAAUUAUUGUGAAAAGUGAAUUCUGAAAAAGAGAUUAAGCGUAAUUUGUUCUAUAAAGGUAAUGCAAUGACAUUCAGAUAUUUUAAGUGUGGCUAAAGUGUCCAAAUAGUUUCAGGAAAUCCUAAGGAUUGAAUUAUGCUUCAAUAUAUGUUUUUUUUUUUUUUUGCCCAUAAAUAGCAUUUUGAAUUAAUGGAUAUGGGGGAAAAAAGCAUAUUACAAAAGGAAUGCAAAUGGAAAUUGUAACAGAAUAUAGGUGUUCAUAAUUACUCAUAAUUUUGUUUGCAUCCAUGGAGCUUUAAAUCCAGUGUUUUUAUGCACUUGAAUAUUUCAAUAGAAUAGCCAAUGUGGCUAUAUCUGGCAAUGUAGCAACUUCACCUGAAGGACAAUAUAAAAGUGUGACAAGAUUUAUCAGUAUAGUUCAGAGCCCCUUAAAGGACAAAGAUAGAAAUUAAUAAAAUGUGCGUUUCCUCACAAUAGUUUGAAUCCCUCUAAGUAUGCUUUACUUUCCUUUGCAAUAGUUUGUGUUUCCUCACAAUAUGUUUUGGGUUCACUCACAAUUAUUUUGAGUUCCCUUGCUGUACAUUUAUCAAUCCCUUUAAAAACCAAAGUUGAACUAUGGCGUUUGCAGUAAAACCAUAGUAACUACAAAACUGACCAUAGCUUUACUACAGUAACUACACUUCAACUGUCUUAUUUGUAGUAAAACCCUAGUAAUCACAAAAAUUACAAUGGUUUUACUACAGUAACUGUAAUUUCACCAUGAUAUUCAUAUUUACACAUGACGGUAAAACUGUAGCCACAAAACAGGAAAGCCAAAACUAUGGUACACUAUUGAUUGCUUUACUAUAAUAAGACCAUGUUUAAUUUUAAAACCAUGGUUCUAGCAAUAAAUAAAUAAAACUGUUACUUGGGUACUGCAGGUUUGCUACAGUGAAACAAUGGUACAUUUCUUUUUAUUUUUUAUGAUUUUAAUUACAAUAGUAUUGGCUUUUCUGGACUAUUACUUUGGUUUUACCACAAAUGCCAUGGUAAUAACAUUCUCAGAAUAACCUCAGUUUUAAACCUCAACAAGUAGCUUCAUGAGCUCAAAAUCAUUUAUAACAUUUUAAAGGAAUGUUACACCAGUAAAUAUGUGAAUUUUAAACAUUGUGUUUUUAAUCCAGUAAUUGUGCUACACAGCUGUAAUAUUGUUGAAGUAAUUCUGUUCUGUAUUAACUAUGAGGUGCUAUUUCUGUCCACUUGCAAUCUGUAAUGGCUGUCUCAAUCUUUUUUCAUAUGGAACUUUUAAUUUGAAGUUCAGUUUCAACGAUUAGCAAUGUUCAGAAUAACAUUUUUUAAUUAUUUCUGUGGUGUAAAAUAUGUAUUUUUAUGAUAUUAAAAUAUGAAUUUUCUGUAUGCUUAGAAUACCCAGGUGACCAACUUAAUUUCCAGUGUGACAAAUUAACUGGAAAUAUUAUCAGCUGCAGAUUAAAAUUUAUUUUAUUUUUUUGUUUAUUGUACUUGUACUUUGUCAUGUUUUUGUGUGUUCUCACUUGACUGUUUGAUGAGAUGUCUGCUUCACUUCUGGUUUAAGGUCCAUGUCAAAUCUUGAUUGUAUAGUUAGUCAUGUUUUUGGAAUCAAGUUAUGUUUUGUAGUAUCAGUUCAUAUGUUUGUUUAUUUGUUUUGAUAAUAAAAUCUGCAGUGGGGU